AUGGACAAUAGCACCACCAACAAAACCCAUGGUUUUGAUGCAGGUGGGUUCACAUAUGGAGUGGCGUUUGUAAUUGGGUUGGUGUUCUUACUUCUCACGGUGGGUUUUGCAUGUGUGCGCCUUCGCAUGGCUAGAGGUCCCAACAUGCUCAAUAUUUUGGCUGGUAUCCCACCAUCUCAUCACACAAGAGAAGAAGAUUCAGCUGAACAAGGCCUUGGCCUAAGCCUUCAUCACAUUGACACAAGUUUUGAAAGCUACCCGAAACUUCUGUACUCCCAAGUACAGAAGGGUUCAAGUUCAACCAACAUUUCUUCUUCUAGCUGCUCCAUCUGCUUAGGGGACUACAAAGAGGGUGACAUGUUGAGGUUACUUCCUCACUGUGGCCAUAUUUUCCACCUUGCAUGUGUUGAUCCUUGGCUGAGGUUUCAUUCAACUUGUCCCAUAUGUAGAAAAUCUUCUCUUCAACCUUCACAUAAUUAA
Messenger RNA from Sphenostylis stenocarpa, 480 nucleotides. NCBI's taxonomy places the organism in Eukaryota, Viridiplantae, Streptophyta, Magnoliopsida, Fabales, Fabaceae. The record is from the annotation of a GenBank genome assembly.